Osmerus eperlanus (European smelt) is the source of this 2269-nucleotide messenger RNA. RefSeq names its product Rac family small GTPase 1b (gene rac1b). The transcript has 6 exons. Gene Ontology annotation, biological process: motor neuron axon guidance; regulation of actin cytoskeleton organization; regulation of cell shape. Gene Ontology annotation, cellular component: dendritic spine; cytoskeleton; cytoplasmic vesicle. Bases 403 to 981 code for a protein of 192 amino acids. Gene Ontology annotation, molecular function: protein kinase binding; GTP binding; GTPase activity. The record is from RefSeq and is a predicted model, not a curated record. Lineage: Eukaryota; Metazoa; Chordata; Actinopteri; Osmeriformes; Osmeridae.
AUACAUUAUGUGGGAAUGGGCUAUUCCAUUUGCCCCGUAGGGUGAGUGCGUGGGCGUCUGUAGUUGAGCAGGAAGUUGUUUGCCUUUACCGCUAUCCAGAUUACACCGUUGUGAUUUUUUUCAGCAGGGGUGGUGGCUGCUGUUUUCUCCAAAACUUCCAGUCCGAUAAAGCAUGGGAAUGUAGCAAAGUAACUUCAAAAUAACUUAAAUUAGACUAACGGAACACAUUCGACAAUAGUCGAACAAGUCAGAGUCAGACACGUUAUUCAAAGACUUUCUACUGAGUUUUGUAGCUACUGAGAUUAAGUUCGGACAAAGACAGACUGAAUAGCUAGCUACUAGCUAGCCAGUUAGCCACAACGCUAGUAAACGAAAGGGUCAGACAGACUCCUCUGCGACGCAAUGCAGGCCAUAAAGUGUGUCGUCGUCGGGGACGGAGCGGUGGGUAAGACAUGCCUGCUUAUUAGCUACACCACCAAUGCCUUCCCAGGAGAGUACAUCCCCACAGUGUUUGACAACUACUCUGCCAAUGUGAUGGUGGAUGGUAAGCCGGUCAACCUUGGUCUCUGGGAUACAGCAGGACAGGAAGAUUAUGACAGACUUCGUCCUUUGUCCUACCCACAGACUGAUGUCUUCCUGAUCUGUUUUUCUCUGGUGAGCCCUGCCUCAUUUGAGAACGUCCGUGCCAAGUGGUACCCAGAGGUUCGCCACCACUGUCCCAACACACCCAUCAUCCUGGUGGGCACCAAGCUGGACCUGAGGGAUGACAAGGACACCAUUGAGAAGCUCAAGGAGAAGAAGCUCACUCCCAUCACCUACCCACAAGGCCUGGCUAUGGCCAAGGAGAUUGGGGCAGUCAAGUAUCUGGAGUGUUCAGCCCUGACCCAGCGAGGCCUGAAAACGGUGUUUGACGAGGCGAUACGGGCCGUCCUCUGCCCCCCGCCCGUGAAGAAGAGGAGGAGGAAGUGCUCCCUGCUCUAAGACUCCCCUUAAGAGGAAGUAUCAGGACUGGGGGUCUAGCUCAGUGGGGUGGGUGAGCGUGAAGGGGGAGAUACAGGAAACACAGACACAAAAACAAUUUACUUCAAAUUAUUUCUUAGCUACAUGCUCUAACACAUAAUGCUUUAUUUUGUAAUGUUGGGUUUUCGAAAAGGGAUGAAUGUGACUCCCCAGUCCCUUCAUUUAACACACAGUGGACAAACACACAGACAUACAUUAAUGAAUUCCUGAGGCCUUCAAGGAUUUGAACUUUUGUGAACAUGAUCAUGGAAAGUUUUUAGAUUCUUGUUCUUCCACUGGUAGUUACUAUUGUUUGUUUACAGUCUUGAGUUUUGUUUUGAGUGGAGAGCCUUGUUGCCAAAAUUAAUUCUGCAGAUAUUAAAAGUUGUACAGUUUUACAAUUACAUAGCAGACAGCAGUGGCACUUGCUGUGUCUCCUUGAAGUUUACACCUUAAACGUACAGCAAAAGUUUGGCACAAUGCACAGUAGCCUGUGGUUAAAAUGUCCUAGUAUUCAUUUAGUUUGUAGGAGACAGUAUGAAAAACAUUUCAUUAAUGAGGAACCUGAAAGACGACAGCAACAUGUUGAAGAGGCUGUCUUUCGUCUCAGUAAUCUUGAUUAUCCUUACAAUGAUAUUUGAUGUUAGGACUGUUUGGGUAUGAAGAGACUAAAUGAGGACACCUUUAAAUGGUGUUUGGGCAUUUAUUUGAAACAGUAUAUUUUUUUCAUUUUCAUAAGUAUCUUUUUAUUUUAUUUUUUAUAAUUAUGUACAAUUUGCAUUAGCAUCUCUACUGCAUAACAAACUUCAGGAAGGAAGGCACCUAUAUCACAAGUUCUAAAUGGUUACAAAGCUACUCUCAAAAAUGAAAUCUAUAAUCAUCCUUGGUUAUAACCAUGUGAAUUAGCUAUUUGCUUCAUUAUUCUCAGAAGUUACACAUCACUCACUGUAUUUUAAAACUAACACUUAGAAUAUUACUGUUCAAUACCUCCUAUAAAUGAUUAACACUACCUUAAUCUCACUUCAAGUCUAGAUAUCUUUGUAAUUAAUGCUUUUAGCAUGCAACAGAUUAAAGUAGGAUUGCUACAUUGAUAUAUUUUUGCAUAUUUACAUAGUUGAACUGUUAGACGAGGGUUAAAAGUAAAUGAGGUUAACUGUUGUAUUCAGGCAUCGGGCUGUACUUCCACUUCAAGCCAAUGUGACCUUUUAGUUUUAUGGAUAACGCUAUUGUCACUUUUUUUGAGGAAGCCAAUAAAUUUUAAUAAAACUGA